AUGGAGGAGAUCGGUAUCGCUUCGCUGAAGCGCUCCGAGCCCACGCUCGAGGAUGCAGCUGCCGAAAAGGCGGCCAUCCGCCAGGAGAUGGCAGCGGAGGAGGACAUAUAUCUUCGCUUCAAGAAGCUGCAGCAGCACCUCGAAUUCCUCAACACCAUGGAAGACUAUGUCAAGGAUGAACAGAGAAACCUCAAGCGCGAGCUUGUAAGAGCGCAAGAGGAGGUCAAGCGCAUCCAGUCGGUUCCUCUCGUUAUCGGCCAAUUCCUCGAGCCCAUCGACCAGCACACGGGCAUUGUCGGAUCCACCACCGGAUCCAAUUACGUCGUCCGCAUUCUCUCCACAAUCGACCGUGAGCUGCUCAAGGCCAGCUCGAGUGUCGCAUUGCAUCGCCACUCGAACGCACUGGUAGACGUGCUCCCACCAGAGGCCGACUCGUCGAUCGCCAUGCUGGGACAGGAUGAGAAGCCAACAGAGACGUACCAGGAUAUUGGUGGUAUGGACAUCCAGAAGCAGGAGAUUCGAGAAGCUGUGGAGCUCCCGUUGGUGCAGUUCGACCUGUACCGUCAAAUCGGUAUCGACCCACCGCGUGGUGUGCUGCUCUACGGUCCCCCCGGUACAGGGAAGACGAUGCUGGUCAAGGCCGUGGCCAACGCGACGACCGCCAGCUUCAUUCGCGUCGUCGGCUCUGAAUUCGUGCAAAAGUACCUCGGUGAAGGACCAAGGAUGGUGCGUGACGUCUUCCGACUUGCGCGCGAAAACGCACCUGCCAUCAUCUUCAUCGACGAGAUCGACGCCAUCGCCACCAAGCGUUUCGACGCGCAGACGGGUGCGGAUCGUGAAGUGCAACGUAUCUUGCUGGAAUUGCUCAACCAGAUGGACGGCUUCGACCAGGGAAGCAACGUCAAGGUCAUCAUGGCCACCAACCGAGCCGACACGCUCGACCCAGCAUUGCUGCGACCCGGUCGUCUGGAUCGAAAGAUCGAAUUCCCCACGCCAUCACGUCGUGAGAAGCGUCUAAUCUUCCAGACCAUCUGCGGCAAGAUGAACUUGAGUCCGGAGGUGGAUCUUGAAGACUACGUGGGACGUCCUGACAAGCUGUCGAGUGCCGAGAUUGCCAGCAUCUGCCAAGCAGCGGGAUUGCAGGCGGUGCGCAAGAACCGCUAUGUCAUCAUGCCCGAGGACUUUGAGGAGGCGUGGAAGCAGAUUGUCAAGAAGCCGGACGAUUCCAAGAUGGAGUUCUACCAGUAG
Molecule: messenger RNA, 1248 nt
Organism: Sporisorium graminicola
Lineage: Eukaryota; Fungi; Basidiomycota; Ustilaginomycetes; Ustilaginales; Ustilaginaceae
Exons: 1
Coding region: 1-1248 (415 amino acids)
Biological process (GO): proteasome-mediated ubiquitin-dependent protein catabolic process
Cellular component (GO): proteasome regulatory particle, base subcomplex
Molecular function (GO): ATP binding; ATP hydrolysis activity; proteasome-activating activity
Source: RefSeq, a predicted model, not a curated record